CGUCGUCGAAACACAAAUCAGGGAGAGUGUGAGCGCAGCGGGCAAGGGCGCGAGGGCGUGGAAAGGAUGAAGGCGCUAUUUGCGGGCGUCAUAUUGGACCACCCCCCCUACUCCCCCUCGUUCGCAUCCUCAGCGGGGGUUUAUAUGGCUGGCGCGAGAGUGAAAGUUAUUAGUGUUAGUGAGUGAGUGGCAGGCAACGUGUACCUCAUCUCGCACUGUACCACGCUCCGAGCCCUUCAGCAGAACACCUCGUCCACGCCGCCGUCAGCAUGGAAACCGGCCGCCUUUCGCUCCUGCUCGCAACCUGCUGGCUCGCCCUGGCUUGCCUCGUCGCCCCAACACAGGGGAGGAUCCAGCAUAAUGCAAAGAGAUCAGCAUGCGACUGCAGUGGCUACGUCUGCGGCACGCCCAACCGGGGCAGCCGCAUCGUAGGAGGCACGGAGACAAACCCCGGCAAGUACCCUUGGCUCGUGUCCCUCUCCUACCGCGGGAAGCUCUACUGCGGCGCCACCCUCGUCAACGACCGGUACCUCGUCACGGCAGCUCAUUGCAUCAAACGCGUGACCAAGAGCCGCGUGCAGAUCGUGCUGGGGAGCCACAACAAGAGCGACAUCCACGAGCCCUCCCGCCAAGUGCGCAAGGUGGGUGAUUGGUGGGCGCACGAGGGCUUCGACAGGCGCACCUUCAACAACGACAUCGGCGUCAUCAAGCUCGACAGCCCCGUCGAUAUCACAAAAUACGUCCGCCCUGUUUGCCUUCCCGCUCAUGACCAGUCCUACGUGGGCGAGUUCGGCAUCGUGCCCGGGUGGGGCCGCCUCUCGGAGAACGGCCAGUCCAGCGACGUGGUGCGGGAGGUGAAGGUCCCCAUCAUGAGCAACAGCGAGUGCAAGACAAAGAAGUACAACCCGUCCGAGAUCACCGACAACAUGAUGUGCGCCGGCUAUGACGCGGGGAAGAUCGACGCCUGCCAGGGUGACAGCGGCGGCCCCAUGCUGUGGGAGAGGGAUGGAAGCUCACAGAUCGAUCUUAUCGGAGUGGUGUCUUGGGGCCAAGGCUGUGCACGUGCAGGAUACCCAGGGAUCUACACGCGCAUCCAGAACUACAGGAACUUCAUCGACGCAUACAUCAGGGAAGGCUGCUUCUGCUCCUCGCAGUAGAGCUCAAGCUGACCCAAGUCGUGGCCAGUUCCUCGAAUUAACCAUCAAGAUUCUUCAACCAAGUGUUUAUUGUGGCUGUUUGGUUCUUUUUGAGCUCCGGACUAAGGAGAUCCACUGAUUUAACUACAUCAUUCAUCCAAUGGCGCCUCGAUAUUCGUGAUUUUCCCCCAUCGUUUCUGCCAUAUCCAUCCUAACCGGAGCCUUUUGCAUUAGUGAACGGAAUGCAUCUACUGGUAUAUGAACCAUCCACAGGCACUAGGUCUUAGAAUCCCUUUUCUUGCAUUUCACUAUCCUAUUUAUUUAUUCUAACAUCUAGCAUUAAGUGACCAUUAUUCUAAGUGCAUAAACAAUUGUAUGUAGUACACCGCAGUAGAAACAUAGCGCUUGUUCUUACACUUCCGGUGAAGUCGGACUACCUCACCUACUGAAGACUUCUACUAGUGUUCAUUUAUAGGCGUAUAACAUACUAUCGAACAGCACAUAAUAUGUACAAAACUUUUAUCUCACCCAGAAAUGAAUCACGUGUUUGUCGAAUGAUGUGUGCGAUUCAUAUUUAGAUCCAUGAAACUUGUACUGAUUGUAGUAGAUGAGAAGUUUGUGUUGAAGUGUGUUCUUCAUUAUACAACCAGAAAAUGUAUCUUGGUGAAGUUCAUGGAGGAGUGUUUGUCUGUUUUGUCGAGUGCACAGCAUGUCCUGGAGCCAAAUGUUAAGGCUAAAAUGGGCAUAGUUAUCUAGUCUUCCUUAUGUAAUAAAAUGACCACGUGAUAUUAAGAA
Penaeus vannamei (Pacific white shrimp) is the source of this 1931-nucleotide messenger RNA. RefSeq names its product trypsin-1. Gene Ontology annotation, biological process: proteolysis. Gene Ontology annotation, molecular function: serine-type endopeptidase activity. The record is from RefSeq and is a predicted model, not a curated record. NCBI's taxonomy places the organism in Eukaryota, Metazoa, Arthropoda, Malacostraca, Decapoda, Penaeidae.